CAACUCUCGCCGCGGAAGUACAACUUGAUCCGACAGAGAACUUCUCAGUAAUUACCCUCAUGUAUCACAGCAGCCACUGUUUCGGGAUUAAAUCUCAAUCGGAUCAUCAGCCGCUGCUAGCAUUCAUCGUCGGCCGCAGACCGGCGCACCGCAGGCAGGUAACGUCGCACCUCAGCGUAGCGACCCCGCCCCCGCAUCGCCAGCAGCGCUACGCAGCCUGCCUGCCACCUGCGACAACAAAAAACAAAGACACAUCAUCCUCUUCUGCUCUUUCAAAUUUUCAAAUUUUCCUCUUUGUUUUUUCAUCAUCCAAAUUCUUCGGUUCACUUUUGUUCAUUACUUCAAGUAAAGAUGGCUGCUUCGCAACAAAUGUACCCCGCGUCCUAUAUUGGCGCCGACGUCUCAUCUGCCUUUCCAGAGGGCUUCACUGUCCGGCCUAUGGAGAAGGGCGACUUUGCCAAGGGCUUCCUCAAGUGUCUCGAGGAUCUCACUUUCAUGGGCAACGUGACUGAGGACGAAUUCAACGAGCGCUGGGACGAAAUCUACAACGGCGGCAAGGGCCCCUACUACUAUGUUGUUCUUGAGUUUGAGGGCCGCAUCGUCGGCACUGGCAUUGUCGUUGCCGAGAAGAAGUUCAUCCACAACCGCGCCGUCGUCGGCCACAUUGAAGAGGUGUGCAUCGCUAAGCAACACCAGGGCAAGGGCCUCGGCCUCCUCAUGAUGAGAGCCCUCAACUCUGUCGCCGAGAGCGCCGGUUGCACAAAGACGAUUCUCAACUGCAGCCAAGAAAAGGAAAAGUUUUACGAAAAGUGCGGAUACACUGAGUCUGGCAUGGAGAUGGUGCACUACAUUACCGACUUCCGCACUCCUCCUCACACUCCGUAGAUUCGUUAUCGAUCAUCGAUUCAUUGCGUCUUCAUAGCGUAGCGAUAACAGUCAGAUUAGAACCAUAGAACGUGAUCUUCUCAUAUACCAAUAAACCUGCGCACUAACAUGGUUCUCUUGACGAUGACAUUCGCUCCUAAUUUUCUGCAGCAGCAGCACCCUUCUUCUUCACAUCAAUAGCCUUGUCAAGAGCAGAUUGUAACGUGUCAACCAGAUCAUUAAUAUCUUCCAAACCAGCAGAUAUACGGAUACUCUCCUCAAUUGCGCCGUAGCCCCUGUACUCCUCAGCCUCCUUGGGGUCACCGCCAAACAUGAGCAUGUUGUACGGAAACAUUAUAGUAACAUGUCCAGCCAGAUGCGGCGACGAGUAGAAACCACAGUUGUUAUAAAAUGCCUUAGCAGUCUCCAAACUCUCAAAGUUUAUGGUUAGAAGGCAUCCAUAGCCUGGAUCAGGCAUCUCUGCAGUACUCUUCCUCUUGAACUUGUCGAAAUUCGCCUUGCUGUCCAUCAAGGAGGGGUACUGCACGCUGAUAACUGGUGAAUCCGGUACAUCGGUGAUGCUCUUGUGCAAGAAUUCAGCCAUGCCUCGCGCGUUGGCAUUGAGAAUGGUAGCUCGUGCAAAGUAGUCCUGUGAGUUGGAGAGCAGAACAGCGGCAUCGUCAGCAAACAGUUCGUUGUGAUGGGCCACGCUGAAACGGCGAGAGAGCUCGCUGUAGUGUUUCGAGAGAGGGUUGAGCACAACACUGCCACCGAGCACAUCUGCCCUACCGCUGAAUGACUUGGUGAGCGACGUAAGUGUCAUAUCUGAGAGCGCAAAGACGUCAAUGUUGCUGGCGCUACCGAUUGUAUCGUCGACAAUGAGCACAAAGUUGAACGUUUCAGCCUGUAUACAGUAUUAG
[Torrubiella] hemipterigena is the source of this 1784-nucleotide messenger RNA. The record is from the annotation of a GenBank genome assembly. Lineage: Eukaryota; Fungi; Ascomycota; Sordariomycetes; Hypocreales; Clavicipitaceae.